Setaria italica (foxtail millet) is the source of this 2391-nucleotide messenger RNA. RefSeq lists its product as uncharacterized. The transcript has 10 exons. NCBI's taxonomy places the organism in Eukaryota, Viridiplantae, Streptophyta, Magnoliopsida, Poales, Poaceae. The record is from RefSeq and is a predicted model, not a curated record. Bases 246 to 2210 code for a protein of 654 amino acids.
CCCCGCCCCGUCACGCCUCGUCGGUCGUCAGCUCGUCAUCGCGCGGGUAGCUGCCGCCGCCGUCGACGGCUCGACGCCGCGUUCGCGAACGUUCCGGUCGCCUACAAAUAUCCGGCAUCCAAGGCCGGCGCGCCGACGAGGCCAACCGAACUCACUCGCAUCUGGAAGCGACCCGACCCGGUUUCCCCUUCCUCCACCAGCUGAUUCACGCGCUCGACGACGGGAAGCGUCUGUCUAGGAACAAGAUGGAAGAGAGCAGAAUAGCUCGAAUUUCAGUCACCUGGAGGGGCAGACAGCUUGAUGUGGAUGCAGAUCCAAGUUGUACUGUGAAAGAAUUUGGGCAACUGCUGCAGGAUUUGACCAGUGUUAAACCAGAGACAUUGAAGCUCAUUGUACCACAAUCUACUAGCAAAGGCUCCAAGUUAAUCACACCAUUUUCGGAUCCUCAUUCAAGCUUGUCACUGAAUGAAGCAGCUAUCAGCGAGGGAAAACCUAUCAGAAUGAUGGGUGUUUUUGAUGAUGAAAUCGAGGAAGUAUCUGACAAUGGAAAAAGGCCAGAUCUACGUAUAAUUGGAUUUGAUGAGGAAGAACAACGGCUUAGGCAACGAUCAUCAGGCAGGCCACAGAUAUCACUCAAACUUCCUCAGGGACAAUAUAUCUUCUGUGAUUUUCGUACACUUCACUUACCUGGGAUUGAGCUGAAUCCUCCACCUUCAGAAGCUCUGAAAAGGAUGCACAUGCUUGCAUGUGACCCUGGUAUAAUUGCGAUCAUGAACAAGCAUAAAUGGCGAGUUGGAAUCAUGACCGAAAUGGCUCCUGUCGGAUAUGUAGGCGUCAGUCCGAAAUGCAUUUUAGGCUUCAAUAAGAACAUGGGAGAGGAAAUAUCUCUUCGCCUACGAACUGAUGACUUGAAGGGAUUCAGGAAGUAUGAAAGUAUCAAGAAGACUCUACUUCAUGAACUUGCACAUAUGGUGCAUUCUGAGCACGAUGCAAACUUUUUUGCUCUUAAUAAGCAGUUGAAUGAGGAGGCUGCUUCCUUGGACUGGACCAAGUCUACAGGUCAUAUGUUGAGUGGUCGCAAAAUAUUUGAUUCUUAUGAAGAUGAAUUUGUUCUGGAACCAGGGAUAGCUGCUGCUGGUCACAGGCUCGGGGGAGAGUCAAGUUCGCUGGCUAGUGCUCGUGCAUUGUCAGGGGCUGCUGCUUAUCAACGUUUCUUGAAUGCAUCUGCAAAGGAGUAUCAUGUAUCAGGCACUGAAAUUAAAUAUAGUCCAGAUGUUGUUCCUCAAGAUUUUGUUCAGGAAACUGUGAAGGUAGAGCCAGAUCCAGAUGAUGCUAUGCAUGUUGAUUUAGCAAUUGUGACAUCAGGGUCUCUGGAUUCUAGGUUGUUGGCAGAACAGCAUACCAUUGGCUACUCUGAGCCUGAUCCUAAUGAUGUUGGCAAGCAAAGUUCUGUUGGUUGCCUAGAACCUGAUCCUGAUGACUCCUCAAAUGUUGAUAUUCUGAACCUGGAGCUGAGGUUUGAUGGAAGACAGCAUAGCGAACCUGAUCCUGAUGAUGGUACAAAUGAAUUUGUUCUGGAAUAUGGAAACAAGAUGGAAGUGGAUAGUGAACUGACAAACAACAUCACAGUUUUGAAGUCUGAACCUGACCCUGAUGAUUCCUCAAACGCCAUGUUGGUCAUUGAUGGGAAGCAGGGUGGAGAACCUGAUCCUGAUGAUACUACUUGUCUAGUUUCAAAAUCUGGAGAUGAGACGGAAGUUAUAACAGCUCAGCGUAGAAGCUCCGCAGUUUUGAAGUCAGAACCUGAUCCUAACAAUUGUAUUGGUGAUUUAAAAAGCAAUGAGCUGCAAAUGAUUGAAGAACCAGUGGCAGCGCUCUGCGCUCGACUCCAGAAGUCCAUUGAAAUGCUCCGAUUGCAAGCAACACCUGCAGAGGCAGACUCCGCUAUUCAAACACUCUUUAAGAUUAUCAAGAAUGUGAUAGAGCACCCAAAUGAUAUUAAGUAUAAGAGAUUGCGUAAGUCCAAUCCACAUUUCCAAAGGAGUGUAGCGAACUAUAAAGCUGCCAUGGAGGUUCUUGAAUUGAUCGGCUUCUGCGAGGAUGUUGUCUCAGAUGAGAUUGGGCGUGCAGAGACUUACCUGGUAUUGAAAAGGAACGAUCCUGGAUUGCUAUGGUUGGCAAAGUCCUCUCUUGAAGUCACUCUGGCUUGAUAAAAGUUUAUAUAUACUCCAUCCUUGCUAUUUUCUUUUGUGGAUACACUGGGCAAGAGAACUAGGCAUUGUUAUCAUGUACUGUUUUCUUGUAUAGGCACUGUUGUAUACCUGUAUAUGAACACACAAGAACAGAAUGCUGAUUGCAACUUUUAACUUUCUACUCUUUGUUUUGACUGGA